AUGUCCAAUGCAAAUCUAAGAAAAUGGGUUGGUUUUUGCUUUGUUGCCAUUUAUCUCUUCGUAGGUGUUCCACUGUGGUACAAGCUAACCACAGUAUAUAGGGCAUCAUUACCAAUAAAUUACAUUGAGUCACUUCAAAAUAACAAAUUCCAAGAUAUCCAUCUCGUUAUACCGGUGUAUGUCAAGUCGGAUACUUACAGGUUUCCUGACGUUCAUGACGCUAUCCAAGUUCAGGUUAAUCAUUUAUUAAAUACGCAAGAGCAGCAGGUCCCAUGGUCUCUACAAGUUCUUCCAUAUAACGAAACUAUUGAGCAGAUGGAAGGUGAAGGCAACCAGUUCCAUGUCGUUACUUUGAAGUUAGAUGAAUUCAUCGGUUACUCAUCUGCUUAUGAUACCAAAGAAACAUUAGUAUAUUAUGACGACGCAGCCGUUUUAAGUAAUGAUCUGCCAUUUUUCAUUGCACAAACUUUGGUAGAACACACUUUCCAAUUGGAAUGGACGCACUUGAAUAAAACGUAUGAAGGCGUUUCUACAAACAAUGUUGCCAUAUCUUAUGAUCCAAACAUUCAUUUAAGUAUAACUUUAUUGUCGGGAGACGGGAAUCCUGUCGCAUGGGAAAUCGAGCGUACAUUGACUGAUUACUUUUCACCCUUUAGGAAGUUCUUAUCACCACUGGUAAAUUUUACGGUAGAUUCAUCAAUUGUUUACCACAAUGAUUUGAAUUUACAUUCGUUAAAUGGAUCAUGUGCAAGUGUUACGUGGUUUGACCUCUCUCAUACUAUUGAUCUUUCUGAACUUUCUUCGAUGACUUAUUACCCAGAGGAUUCUGCCCUGAAUUUAGCCAUAGUUUUUCCUAGUGCUUCGUCGAGUCCUGAUGGACUGGCAUUCAUUAAUGGCACUCGAAUUUCUGACGACUUAACGACGUUAGAUUGGAAUAGUUAUCUGGUUCCGCAAUGGGGGGUUAUAAUAAUAAAUAAAAUGCCAUUGAAACCAAACUCUGUCAUCAGCGAAGAUUAUUUAGAACCUAUGAUGUACCGUUUUGCGACAGAUAUUUUCCAACUAUUGGGAUUGGCAGAGGGCUCGCAAGAUUUAUUAUCUCCUUACAUCACUAUAGAUUCAUUCAAAAGGUUGACAAUUUUACAGAAUCUAGAUAAAGCUAUUGAAACGUUGUGGUCGUUAGUGAAACUUACCCAGCAAUUUCAGGGUAUGUCUAUCCCACGUGAAGUAUCCGAUAAUGUUGUCGAAGCUUUAGACCUAAGGCUGCAAAUUAUUGAUUUAUUAAAUGAUCCUGGAAAGGGCGGAGAUAUCGUCUGGAACAAUGCUUUACAUUUAAGUAAUGAAUUGGUUAAAUUAUGCGAAAAGGCUUUUUUUAAUGGAGAAAUGGUUCAACAAAAUUUCUUCCCACAAGAGCAUAUGAUUGCUGUGUAUUUGCCGUUAUUAGGCCCAAUAUCAGCGGUUAUGUUUUUUGGCUUCUAUAACGUGAUGAAAGAAAAAGUUUUAAAAACUGAAAAGAAUGGAACCGAGAGAGAAGUUGCUAAGGAAAAAUUGGAGCUGAAAGAGACUCAAAAAUUACAUGCUAUUGAUGGUGAAGAUGAACUAUGA
This is a messenger RNA of Saccharomyces paradoxus, 1602 nucleotides long. It is a transcript of the gene GPI17, whose product is annotated as GPI-anchor transamidase GPI17. Lineage: Eukaryota; Fungi; Ascomycota; Saccharomycetes; Saccharomycetales; Saccharomycetaceae. Bases 1 to 1602 code for a protein of 533 amino acids. The transcript has a single exon. Gene Ontology annotation, cellular component: GPI-anchor transamidase complex. The record is from RefSeq and is a predicted model, not a curated record. Gene Ontology annotation, biological process: attachment of GPI anchor to protein.